AUGCGCCGCUCGCCGAGACUUCGCGCCUUCCUCAAGAGCUUUCCUGCUGCCACCACCGCAAUUCUGCCGCAGACGUCGGAUUCAAGUGAGGCUAAGGAGGGCGAACGGCCACCCAGUCCGGACGCAACGCUCAUCGGACAUGCGUCUUCUUCACACCACGGCCACGGCACGCUCAAGGAGAGAGUAAACGCAUACGUAACAAGUAGAUCUCUUCAAACAUCUCCCUCCGGCUUAGCUUUACCCACCUAUGUCCGCAUUCUCAGCCUCUCCAUUGGCCAUAGCUACACAACCCAUAUCCAAGCCACCGAACUCGCAGACAUUCUUUCCCUAUUUCCCUUUCUUUACGAGCUUCGCCUCUCUAUCGAGGGCAACCCACCCGCCUUGCCGGCUCGCGCUCUCCAGCAACUCGAGCCCAACCCAUCUGGUGGCGGAACACCACCGAUAGAGGCCCUUCGGAUCACAUUAGGUCCAUCACUGGAGAAUCCAGAGAUUCUCUAUCAACUCUUGUCUGUCCCUUGGCCUAUCAAGUUUCUCAGUAUCACCCAGCCGAACCGCUUGCCUGUUCUCCCUGGACAAAGACAUGAUGACCCAAAGAGCAUCAUCUCGAAACAAGUGCUCGAUACGCUUGCGCCACCGACCUAUAAGCUGCUCGAAUAUCGAACAGACGCCUUUCCGGGAUGGCAGGCCCUCUUCGAAUGGGUCACACUCUUUGCAGUUCAGACGAUUAAUACUCUUGUCGUGCCGCCAUGCCCACAGAGCGAGACUCUUAGACUACUCGCCCCACAGCUCCAAAGCCUCAGCUUGAUUUACGAACCCGGAGUAACCCAAGAGGCUUUUGAAGGAAUGGAAGAUUUUCCAAAGAUGCCAGAGCUUCUUGAACUCAAUUUGGUCAACGCUACUCUUCAAAAGGGAUCGCGAAUUUAUCAGAGCAUCCCCAUGAGUGUCGAGUCCUUUAGCAUGACACUUUCUGCGCGUGGGAGGAACAAUAUCCGAACGAUCCUUGAGAUUUGUCCUACCAUUCCGAUGCGUAUGGAAAAAGUCACCGUCUGGGCUGAGCCACCGAACCUCGCAUCCGUGCGUGGUACCGGCCACCGAGGUCUGAUGAGUGGCUGGGAGUCAAUGGUGGGAGAGUACCGUAGCAUGGAUGGGCGACUAGAAGUGAAGAAGAAGAUUGACGAUCUUCCUUCCAUGAUCCCAUUCACUUCGAUUCACACGAGUCGGUACGACCCGUGGGUGAGCAAGCGCUACAUGGACCGCGCGGUAAAGGACCGCCCACUCCCUGCCCCUCGGACACCGCCCGCGUCGGCACCCCAACUCCUCCGUAUGCUCUUUCCUUGUUUAUUCCCCUCCCUUGCUUCCUAUUCAUAA
Molecule: messenger RNA, 1368 nt
Organism: Serendipita indica DSM 11827
Lineage: Eukaryota; Fungi; Basidiomycota; Agaricomycetes; Sebacinales; Serendipitaceae
Source: the annotation of a GenBank genome assembly